Molecule: messenger RNA, 2904 nt
Organism: Rosa rugosa (rugosa rose)
Lineage: Eukaryota; Viridiplantae; Streptophyta; Magnoliopsida; Rosales; Rosaceae
Exons: 4
Coding region: 1-2904 (967 amino acids)
Biological process (GO): DNA integration; proteolysis
Molecular function (GO): nucleic acid binding; zinc ion binding; aspartic-type endopeptidase activity
Source: RefSeq, a predicted model, not a curated record
AUGGACAGACAGCGAGGCUAUGGUGUGCGCAGAAGAGGAGGCGGAAUUGGUGGUAGGAGGGAAAGGACCCGCCCCUUAGAGGAAGUUUAUUUGAGUGACGCAGAGUCUUCUUUUGAUGUACAGCCUACUCCACCUGUUGUGGAAGUAGUGGAUGCCGUUCGCUUAGCCAAACUGGUUAAGGAGAUCAAACAGUUAGGUGCAACCCCAUUUGAAGGGGGAGUUGAUCAUUGGGCAGCUGAUCAGUGGCUUGAGAAUAUGAUGAGUUGUUUCGAGAUGGUGAUUUGCUCUGAAACUGAGAAGUGGAAGAUUGCUGCUUAUCUUCUUCAGGGUGAUGCCAGGAUAUGGUGGGCUGGUCAGCGGAAUACAGUGAAUAUGGCUACGCUGACUUGGAAUGGUUUUGUGGAACUAUUCCAGGACAUGUACUUCCCUGAUGCAGUGAGGGAGCAGAUUGAGUUAGAUUUCAUUUCCCUGGAACAGGGGACUAUGACUGUGAGAGAGUAUGAAACACGGUUCACUCAAUUAUACAGAUUCGUUCCCCAGUUGGAUGCCCAAGCCUUGGCUAAGAAGUUCCUGAGAGGACUGAAUUCCAGGAUUAGGGAGAUAGUGUAUCCUCUUCGGUUAACCACCAAGGAAGAGAUCUUUGCUAGUGCCAUGGCCCAUGAACAGGCAACCAGCAUGCAUACGAGUGAACGGGGAGUUGUGAGAGAAUCCUUGGGAAAAGGGAAAGCGAUUGUGGGGAGCAGUGGUUCCAGGGAUCAUGGAGGUAGGUCGUGGAAGAGACAGCGGACCAGUUUCCAUCCACAGGCUCCAACUAGGAUGGUCAACCAGUACCAGGCCCCAGCCAGGGCAGCACCGGCUCCAUUUAGAGCUGUACCUGUGAGGCAAGUAGCACCAACUGCACCAGUGAAAUGCUACAACUGUGGUGAACAGGGCCAUAUCUCUAAGGUGUGUACGAAGGCGCAAAUUAGGGUGUGCUUUAAUUGUGGCCAGCCGGGACAUAUUUCCAGAGAGUGUACUCGACCUCAGGGUAGAAGACAGGGUAACCAGCAGAGACUACUACCUCCAGCACCAGCUAGAGUCUUUGCCAUUGGUCAAGGAGGCACUGGGGUGGAAGGUACCUUAUCUGUUUAUAGCUAUCUUGCUAGAGUAUUGUUUGAUACGGGAGCCUCCCACUCUUUCAUAUCUAGUUCAGUUGUGGAAGUGUUGGGUUUGAUUUCCAUGCCUCUUUUUAGAUCAUUAUGUGUUACAUCACCUCUCGGUGUGUCUCUUGAGCUGGAUAUGUUUUGUGAUGAUUGCCCUAUUGGGAUAGGUGGUAGAGAGUUCUCUGCCUCAUUGAUUGUGAUACCGGAUCACACGUAUGAUGUGAUUUUGGGUAUGGAUUGGUUGAGCCCGAACCAUGCAUUGAUUGAUUGCUUUAGAAUGAUUGUGUCCUUCCAUAUUCCUGGACAACCAGUGUUUCAUUACCGUUGUCUGAAGUCCGACAUUACCAUGCGGGCAGGGAUUUUGGCUCAUAUUGAGUCAGGGAGUAGUAUUUCUGAGAUUACAAGGAUUCCUGUAGUUUCAGAAUAUGCUGAUGUGUUUAAGGAGAUACCAGGGUUGCCUCCAAAAAGGGUAAUCGACUUCUCCAUUGAUGUGAUACCAGGUACUGCCCCGGUAUCGAAAGCACCCUAUCGGAUGGCUCCAGCUGAACUUCAGGAGUUGAAGGUUCAGAUUGAUGGAUUACUGGCUCAAGGGUUUAUACAGGCUAGUGAUAUUCCAAAAACGGCGUUCAGGACCAGGUAUGGACAUUUUGAGUUCCUUGUCAUGCCUUUUGGUCUAACUAAUGCACCAGCGGCAUUCAUGGACUUAAUGAACCGUACGUUCAGUCCUUACUUAGAUCAGUUUGUAGUGGUGUUCGUUGACGACAUCUUAAUUUAUUCAAAGUCAUCAGAUGAGCAUGAGAAACAUUUACGGAUUGUACUACAGACGCUAAGAGAGAAGAAAUUGUUUGCCAAGUUUGAAAAGUGCGACUUUUGGCAAAAGGAAGUCAAGUUCCUUGGUCACGUAGUUUCAAAGGAUGGAGUUUCUGUGGAUCCUUCGAAAGUUGAAGCAGUGAUGAGUUGGAGUCGCCCCACUACUGUUACAGAGAUCCGUAGCUUCCUUGGAUUAGCAGGUUACUACAGGCGCUUCAUUGAGGGGUUUUCUAGUAUCGCUUCAGCUUUGACUAAGUUGACACGGAACGACACUCAGUUUAUAUGGACGGAUGAGUGUGAGAAGGCUUUCAGUGAGCUAAAGACAAGAUUGACAACAGCUCCAGUGUUAACUAUUCCAUCUAGUGGAGGUGGUUUAGUUAUCUACAGUGAUGCAUCUCAUCAGGGUUUGGGGUGUGUGUUGAUGCAGAAUGGUGGCGUUGUUGCUUAUGGUUCUAGACAACUGAAAGUUCAUGAGCGAAACUACCCCACUCAUGAUCUAGAGUUGGCCGCGGUAGUGUUUGCCUUGAAGAUUUGGAGACACUAUCUAUAUGGUGAGAAAUUCGAACUCUUUUCUGAUCAUAAGAGUUUGAAGUACCUAUUCUCCCAGAAGGAGUUGAACAUGAGACAGAGGAGGUGGAUGGAGCUCAUCAAAGACUAUGAUUUCACUUUGGAAUUCCAUAAGGCAUUGGGCACGUCUUUAGCUAUGAGCACCGCAUUCCAUCCACAGACAGAUGGGCAAACUGAGAGAGUGAAUCAGGUGAUGGAGGAUAUGCUUAGAGCUUGUGUGUUGGACUUUAAGGGAAGUUGGGCGGAUCACCUACCAUUGAUAGAGUUUGCCUACAACAACAGUUAUUACGCCAGCAUCGGCAUGGCCCCAAGUAGGGGAGAAGGGACUCUUUGGUCCUGCACUUGUUCUGGAGACUACAGAGAAGAUCACUACUAUUCGGGGUAG